Messenger RNA from Mycena indigotica, 1263 nucleotides. RefSeq names its product Vps54 domain-containing protein. Gene Ontology annotation, biological process: Golgi to vacuole transport; retrograde transport, endosome to Golgi. NCBI's taxonomy places the organism in Eukaryota, Fungi, Basidiomycota, Agaricomycetes, Agaricales, Mycenaceae. Bases 1 to 1263 code for a protein of 420 amino acids. Gene Ontology annotation, cellular component: GARP complex. The transcript has 5 exons. The record is from RefSeq and is a predicted model, not a curated record. Gene Ontology annotation, molecular function: syntaxin binding.
AUGACGAGUGUUGCCAAGGGUUUAGUCGCGGCUGGCCAAUGGGACCAAGCACUGACGGUGUUAAUGGAGAUGGAACAUUUAUGGGACGGUACUUCAGAACCCCAGCCUUCUAGUGUGGUGACCUCUCCUGUGGCAACUGCUGAAGGUAGCAUCAACCGGAGGCUGCCAGCUCUGCCACCGACACCAGAAGAGCAGCCAGCCCCUUCGCCUUCCGUUCCUCCGCCAAUACCCUUAUCAUCGUUAACUGCUUUUGCAGCUCUGACAGAACAUCUUCGGACAUUAACGUUGGAAAUAACGUCUUCUUUAUCAACGGAGCUCGUUUCCGUGCUUCGAGGUGAUAUUUUGGAAUGUAUCAGCUCUGGGACUCCAUCCAAGAAGUUGCACGAAGGCUUUACAGAUCGUUUGCGACCUCUCUUACAAGGCUUGAUACGGACAAACGGCAUUCGCGAAGCAACACUGUCAUGGAGAGAGAUUGCGCUAGACGAAAUUCGUGGGGUUGUGGCAACACAUUUACCGGGGGUAGAUCUAACGGAAGAACAAACAACAGCUGGCGGAGACACUUUGAGGCCGGGACUGGCCAACCACCUCCAAAACAUGCCACAUGCCGAAUUUUUGGUGCUCAUACAAUCUGUCUACAAGAGCUUCCUCAAUGCCGUAGAAGGGCUUCAAGCCCAAUGUGCGGCCUUUGUUCAGGUUCUUGAGACGACGAGCUUCCAGAAUACUGCCGCUCUUCAAGAAGAACUUACGGACAUUCUCAGCUCUGCUGCUGAGCUCUCCAACACGCAAGCCACCAAAUUAAUUAUUAUUCGCGCCGAGCAGCAUGCGAUUCUCAGCCUCUCCAAGUUUUUUGUCUUCUUCAAUGACUCGUGGUCAUUCGUCGUCAAGUUCGUUUCAGCCAUGUUUUUAAUCGCAUUUCCUAACAUGGCGCAGUCAAAGACGUUCCUACAAACUUUCCAUCAGGCUCGAUUGACCCAAUCAGCCAGUCUUGUGGAAAACGAGCAAUGGGAGCAAGUCGACGCGACACAGCCAGUUCAGCAUAUUACUGAUGUUCUGGUUGAAUGCGCUGUAAAAGAUGUGCCCGAACUGUUGGUGUCUGCUACCAUGCCUUCGCAAUCGACCAUGGACAGUCUAGCCCCUGAGAACUCUUCCAAUGGCAUUCCCCCUUCAUCUCCAUCUGCUCCGCCGCCCUCAAAGAAGGCCAAUGGCUCAUCAUCCACGGCUAAAGCCGCAAAGAUUCGUUUGCGGAUCCGAGUCGAGCAGUAG